AGCGGAUGUCUACAAAACUACGUGGCCGUCCAGAAAUGGUGAAAACAUAACACAUGAUGGUAGCGGAUUGCACGGGUUUAACAUGACAGCGCGGCACCACUGUUUUCUAUAGCAUGCGUCAGUUGCAGCCCAAACGUAGUGCUUUGCUGCAGGUCAUGGCUAGGCAUCCAGAAUUGGUCAGCCUUGUAUUUGCUUUCGUGUUUGCUAUUCUGGCAAACCGUACAUCGCCGAGUCAGAGCACUGAAUACCCAGCAUUACAACCAAAAGUAAUAUUCCCAGCAUACUCGCCUGUGAAAGAUUACAUUUAUGGUAGCAUGCAGAUGGUAAGACAACAUAUCCAGAAUUCCAGUACUGAAGUGUAUUUUAUUAUGUACUAUGCACACUGGGACGGCGAAUCGUUAGAAACAGCCACAGAAUUUGAACAGGCAGCUUAUUUGUUACAAGGACAGGUCACGUUUCUUGCUGUAAAUUGUUGGUUCCCGUCAGGAUCAUGUAGAAAAAGUGUUCCACUGAAAUACUUCCCCAUGUUAAUGGCAUACAACAGCAACUUUGAAGGAAUUCAAUAUCAUGGUAUAUUAAAGACUACAUAUAUGGUGGACUUUUUAGAAAGAAUUUGCAGUCCAGUGAGCUAUGUGCCGAAUGAUAUAGAGCUAGGAAAGUUUGUUGCACAAACUGAGAGUACGGUACUUGGUCAUUUCGAUUUUAGCCACUCCCUUCAACCGUCUGGAUACUUGACGUAUUACCAAGCAGCCUUAUUGUCCUUGGAAAAGAAUCCAAUUCAGCCGAUGCCAUUUGGUGUGAUAACAAGCUCUAAGCUGGCUAGUUCUUUUGGAAUUGUUAUGCCCAGAACGGUGUACAUGACGAGGGUAAUGAAUAAUACGGUGGUGUAUCCACGGAGUUCUAAUUUUACAGCCACUUCCAUUGUGCAGUGGGCGCACCAGUAUAGGGAAGAGCUAGUACCUUGGAUUGUACCUAAUCCUAUGAAGAGCCUCAGGUUAUCGAAACAGGUCAAAAAGAAACCGUUUGUUUUACUUCUGACCUCGGACGAUCCAAGUGAUCAUUUCAAAAGAAAUUAUCAACAGCUACGAGAGGUAGCAAUGGAUUACUACAACUGCAAUGGUAGCAGUAAAAUACAGACAACUGUGGAGAUAUUAACAGCAAUACAACUACAAGAAGAGCAAAUCGAAAAUGUGUGCUGUAACCUGAGUGAUAGUAGUCAUAGAAACUUGAAUAACAAUGAUGCGAGGUUCAGAUAUGUUGAAUCUGAAAACGAGAGAAUUUGCUUAGAUAAUGCUGAAGAACCAUCAUGCAGUAGUCAUGACAAUUCUGAUAAUCGUGGUGCAUUCCAUCUCCCGUCUUCUGAUGUUUCUCCUCCGAAGUAUAAUGCUUCAUACAUUGCCGCAAUUGAAGAAAUGAAAUCUGCAAUGCAGUUCACUGGCCUUGGUUGCCAUACUAACAGGAGCGUCAACUUUUUUGCUUUAAACUGGGAUGAGUAUGGAAUAAUUGCAAAGCGACUAGGAAUUGAGCCAGAAAGUAAAAGACCGACUCUGGCUUUGUUGGAUUUGGAGAAUGAAGUAGAAUACAUCAUGGAGUCUACCUACAAUGUCAGUAAUAUGGUGAACUUCUUGAAGAGCUAUACAGUGAGUGACCUGAUAAGACAGUUGAAAUCGACCCCAGUCACCAGCAAAGAACAAGUUUGUAAGGACAAUAAUGUGGUGUGUGUAACCGAGGUUACCUCGGCAACAUUCCAUGAGAUUGUACUUAAUGUAGAAAAGGAUGUAUUACUAUUAUAUUAUACCCCAUGGUGUGGGUUUUGUAACAGUCUGUAUCAGACUUAUCUAGAUAUCACCAAAGUCUUCCAAUCAUCACAGAAUCUAACAAUUGCAAGGAUAAAUGCUGAUGCAAAUGACCUUCCAUGGGAGUACACCGUGCCGACAUAUCCGUCGCUACUCUUCUACCCAGCGGGUCACAAAUCAUGGAAUGCCAAGUUUCCAGACGAUGAGGAUAUAUCAUUAGAAAAUCUUGUACUUUUCAUCUUAGACAAUGCAGUGCGUCCUCUGGAGUUUUAACGGGCCAGUCAACAUGAACAGUUUGACAUGCCUUGUUCAUUCAAAUGAAUGACCGACUGUUUACCUAAUGCAAGCUGGUGGAAUGCACAGUGUGAUUUCUUUUCAAGAACUAUAAAUAGGAAAUUUGUUUUCUCAUUUUCUGUGUAUCAUAUUCCAUAGCAUUAUUCCAAUAUUAUCAGUCGCGCAUUCAGGCAAAGAAGCGUUUCUAUGGCAACAUUGAUGGGA
Molecule: messenger RNA, 2294 nt
Organism: Saccoglossus kowalevskii
Lineage: Eukaryota; Metazoa; Hemichordata; Enteropneusta; Harrimaniidae
Product: thioredoxin domain-containing protein 11-like
Source: RefSeq, a predicted model, not a curated record